UCAACGCUGAAAAACUUUCCGGCGCUCGUUUAACGUUUAUUCGCUCACUUCAGAUCCUUCUAAUUCUAUGUAUGUGAUUUAAACGCGGUCCACCUCAAGAGUCAACUUGCCUCAAGCCGGGUUUUUACGGGAAAUUUCUAGUCAAAUGGCUGACGCGAACGCGCCGCGAUCAAGAAGGUGGCAAAGGCAAAAUACAAAGUUAUAAAAGCAACUCGAGCUGCAGGAGAACCUGCAUAACAAUCAUGCCAUUGUCUCCUACUUCUGUCUCUCCGUCCGUUUUGGUUGUCGGCGCUGGCCCUGUAGGCUCUGUGCUUGCGCUCACUCUACUCAAAAACGGAAUUCCCGUACGAAUCAUUGACAAGGCAGGCCCUCAGAUAGGUCAAAAGGGUGCCGGAAUUCAGCCUCGUUCCCUCGAAAUGCAUCACUUUCUAGGGACCCUUCCUGAUUUCCUCGAUGUGGGUAAGGUGCUGCCUCCAUGUGCCGUCUACAAAAUUCCUGGCGGAACCGAGAUUUUGAAAACUUUCGAGAUGAUUCCAUACGAAGAACCAAGGCCUGAUAUACCUUACAUCAAUGCCGUUAUGCUUGGACAACAUCGUCAACAAUCUAUUCUUCAUCGUCAUUUGGAGAAAUAUGGGUGUGAAGUCGAGUUUCACACCGAGCUUCGUUCUUUCAAGCAAUAUGAUGAUCAUGUCCUGGCCAUUAUCAUAAAAAAGAGUUCCGAUGGUACAGAGAUACCUGAGGAGAUCAAAGUGCCGUAUGUUGUGGGUGCAGAUGGAGCCCAUAGUACAAUCCGCCGAACUCUUGGAUUGACCUUCCUUGGCGAUACUCGUGAUGAUGUUAAUAUGGUAAUCGGUGAUAUCGAGGUCAAAGGUGGUUUGGAUCGCAAAUUCUGGCAUCUCUGGGGAGGAGGUUCCGCGAAAAUGGUCACCUUGAUACCUACCGAGGUUGACGAUAAUAUUUUUACCAUGAUUAUCGCAGGCAAUGAGAUUGAUCACGCGAAGACCGUCUCUGGACGGGAUGAAUUAGUGAAAACAAUCACCUCCAUCACAGACAGGAAUGACAUCGAGUUUGGGGAUCUGGUUUGGAUGUCGCGUUAUCGUCCGAACAUUAGAAUGGUAAAUAAAUUCGGGGAAGGAAAAGUUUUCGUUGCAGGAGAUGCUGCCCAUGUUCAUAGUCCAACUGGAGGGCAAGGCACUAACUCUGGCGUCCAGGAUAGCUUUAAUCUAGGAUGGAAAUUAGCUCUUGUUCUCAAAGGAUUCUCCUCACCUUCACUUCUAGAUACCUACACAGAGGAGCGUCUCCCAGUCAUUGCCGCUAUGCUUGACAAAUCCACUUUUUUGCUCAAUCGAGGCCUGGAAAAGCCUCGUUCUGACAAUAGUAACUGGACGCGAGGUGCAGAAUUCAAGCAACUUGGGAUCAAUUACCGUGGAAGUUCAACGUUGGUUGAUGAGACUACCGACCUCACCAAGGACCUCAUCCGUUCAGACUCAUAUAGUCUCGCCUCCGACGGCGUGGUCCAUGCUGGAGAUCGAGCUCCCGAAGCUCCUGGCCUUGAAGUUCUUCAUAGCGAUGGAAAUUUCACCACUAUGACCAGUCUAUUCGACAUUUUCAAACCAGACCAUCACACGGUGCUUAUUUUCAGCUCCUUAAGGUCUAAAGGAGAAGAAAUUGCGUCGGAGCUCCGUGGUUACGCCAAGAGCCUAGUCGAGACUGUGCUCAUCCUUCCCGCCCUCAGUCAAUCUGAACAGAUUGCUUCGGGACAGCAAUUCGGGGUCGAUCUGGUGUUACGCGACGGCGGUGGACAUGCGUACAAAGGUUACCCAGCUCUCCCUGGGUUAUGCACUGUCGUCGUUGUCCGCCCAGAUGGGAUCAUCGGUGCAAUUGUGGGAGGGGUAGAUGGUCUGCGUCAAUAUCUGAGCGGCGUUUUCCUGGCUUCAAAGUAAAUUGGAAAGGAUUGGAAGUAGCUGAAAUGGUAACUCUUCGAAAUGCUCGAAUAGAUAGAAGUCAAUGUAGGUCCACUUGAACAGUGAAUUGGAAGAUUUUGAAGAACGAAUCUACGCAUGCAUGCAAUUAGUCUGGCUGGCCGCUGUUAGUUCACGAAGAUGGUUUCGUGAAUAAAUGCAAUGGCCCCGACUGUUCAGUGCACGUGGUUGAUUUUUCCUUCAUUAUAUCUCACCACUCUUUGGCAAAGUUAGCACUGACACAGAUUCGAGUGAAGCUGAAGGUCUGAAUAAUGCCGCGGUGGGAUUGAGGAAUUUGGAAAGAUACGCACACAUCACUCGAAUGGUAUUGACAAGCCCCGGAGCACAGGACACUG
Lentinula edodes (shiitake mushroom) is the source of this 2317-nucleotide messenger RNA. Its product is annotated as FAD binding domain-containing protein. The coding region runs from base 243 to 1943 and encodes 566 amino acids. Gene Ontology annotation, molecular function: FAD binding. The transcript has 10 exons. The record is from RefSeq and is a predicted model, not a curated record. Lineage: Eukaryota; Fungi; Basidiomycota; Agaricomycetes; Agaricales; Omphalotaceae.